GCUGCGCAGGAGAGGUCCAAGGCGAAUAAAAACCACACGACCGUCUCUGCUCCCAACAGGGCAAUGACUGCCCACCCCCAGCUAAGAAACUGCCAGAAUAACUCUGCCGCCUCCCCCUGCUUCUCCCACUCCCCCAGAACCAUUACAAUGCCAAGGCCACGUCUUUUGUCUCUGGAUCGCUGUCCAUUCACCGUCUCCCUGACAACAAAUGGGAAGAAAAUUCCCGGGGAAAAAACCAAAAACCAACCAAUCAACCAAACAUACAAUCUAACUAAACCAAAACUAAACAAAAACCUAACCCCAGGCAAACAUAAAAAGUUGGGAUAUUGUUUCUUAGAAUGAAUUCGUCCAUGUCUACAUCAAAGCAGAAAGAACACACUUCACUUCAUGCAACCUGUAGUCUGUUUUCUGUAGAUCAGCUUGAACCUGGGAUGGAAGGAAUAGAGAGGAGCCAGAGGAUGUCAGUAGCUCAAGAACAACAGGAUAAAAGAAAAGGAAAGGGAACACACAAGCUUCUUCAUCAUGGGAGCUGUAGUAGCUGAUGAUGGUCCAUCAGGUGUUAAAGCCCCUGAUGGAGGCUGGGGCUGGGCUGUCCUUUUUGGCUGUUUUAUCAUCACAGGAUUCUCCUAUGCCUUUCCUAAGGCAGUUAGUGUCUUCUUUAAAGAACUUAUCCGGGAAUUUGGCAUUGGAUAUAGUGACACUGCAUGGAUUUCCUCCAUUCUGUUGGCCAUGCUUUAUGGAACAGGUCCACUUUGUAGCGUAUGUGUCAAUCGCUUUGGUUGUCGCCCUGUCAUGCUGGUGGGUGGCCUUUUUGCUUCAAUGGGGAUGGUGAUAGCUUCCUUCUGCACAAGCAUCGUUCAGAUCUAUCUAACUGCAGGUGUGAUUACCGGUUUGGGUUUGGCACUAAACUUUCAGCCUUCACUCAUCAUGUUAAACCGUUACUUUGACAAACGCCGGCCCUUAGCCAAUGGGCUAUCUGCUGCUGGGAGCCCAGUGUUUCUUUGUGCUCUCUCACCGUUGGGGCAGAUACUACAGCAUGAGUACGGUUGGAGAGGAGGAUUCCUUAUCCUGGGUGGGAUGCUGCUCAACUGCUGUGUAUGCGGAGCACUAAUGAGACCUUUGGAGCCACCCAAAAAGGCUGAAGCUACCAAAGAGCCAGCUGAGAAGAAAGUGAAGAAAAAACUUCUGGAUUUCAGUGUGUUUAAAGACAGUGGUUUUGUAAUCUAUACGCUAGCAGCAUCUAUCAUGGUGCUUGGCCUCUUUGUUCCCCCAGUGUUUGUUGUGAGUUAUGCCAAGGAUUUAGGGUAUCAAGACACCAAAGCAGCUUUUCUUCUGACUAUUCUGGGAUUCAUUGAUAUCUUUGCUCGCCCAAUCUGUGGAAUGGUUGCUGGUCUUAAAUGGGUUAGACCACGCUGUGUCUACCUCUUCAGUUUUGCUAUGAUUUUUAAUGGCUUUACAGAUCUCAUGGGCUCUAUGUCUGCUGAUUAUGGUGGACUGGUGGUCUUUUGCAUUUUCUUUGGCAUUUCUUAUGGAAUGGUAGGUGCUCUUCAGUUUGAAGUUCUCAUGGCUAUCGUUGGUACGCAGAAGUUUUCCAGUGCUAUCGGUUUAGUGCUCCUGGCAGAAGCUAUGGCUGUUCUGAUCGGUCCACCAUCAGCAGGAAAACUCCUGGAUGCAACGGGGAGGUACAUGUUUGUUUUCAUUAUUGCUGGAAUUGAAGUUACCACCUCAGCCCUUGUACUGGCCUUGGGAAAUUUCUUCUGCAUUAAGAAAAAAUCAGAAGAACCACAUACAAGAGAAGAAGCAGCAGAACGAGAGGAAUUAAACAAAUCUGAAAACAAAGCUCCUGAAGAUGCCAAAGUGGACUCUAUUGAAGUGGAGCAGUUUCUGAAAGAUGAGCCUGAAAAAAAUGGCGAAGUUGUAACUAACCCAGAAACAUGUGUGUGAGCAUGAUAAGGAACUGAAAAGUGUUUAGAAAUGAAAGAUUUUCAAUGCUAUUUAUUUUAGAAACAGAAAUAGUUUAGGGCUGGGCCAUCUGCUUUAGUAACUGGGGGCUAGUCAGCUCAUCAGGUCUCUUUGGAAGCUGAUUAGCUAGACAACAUCUUACCAGAAAAACAGCUUUAUUGGUAAAAGGUGGAACACUGUGGUUAUACAUUUUAUGUAAACUAAAAAGCUUUUAUGAACACAAGUAGGGUCUUGCUAUGCAUCACCAGAAACCGCUCACUUGGAAGAUACAGAAAAAGCGUAUUUUUAGAAAAGUGGAAUUAUAUGUAUGUUUUCAGACAAUAUUGAUGAAAUUGCUGUGUUGUGUGGCUAAAUAUAAUUUCCCUAUGUUCUCUGUGAAGGGAAAAGACUUUGAGAUGGAUAAAAAUCUCAGGAACUUAAAGGCCUCCAUUAGGUUUUUGAAUUUCUUACCUUUUUAGAUUUUUUUAGAUUAAUUGGCUCAGCCCUAAUUUAAUUUUGAUAAUAUCUGUAACUUUGAUUUCUAUAAAUGCAUUUCUGCCUAAACCUGUAACCUUUGCAAUCAUCAUCUGGAAAUCCUGUUUUUGGAAAGGCACAUUACAGACAGUGUCCUCAGCACAUCACACAAGUGGUAUUCCAAGACAGUACUUAAAAAAAAAAAAAAAAAAAAAAAGGAGCAGAAUGGACCCUGACAGACCUCAGACCUGAGGAAACAAACUUAGCCCACAAUUCCAUAUACUGUAUUCAAUAAAAUUUCCCUAGAGCAUUGAAAAAUAUUACAAGUAACAUGGACAAGAUGAUCAGUAGAAUAUUCUGAAAAAAGUGUCCAUUUUGCAUAUAAAAGAAAUGAUGGUGCAAGUUUCCAGAUGACCUACAGAGUGGGUAGACUGAGGGAAGAGAUUGAACUACUUUGAAACAUGUCAGUCAUCCAUAAAAUGCAAUGUUAGCAUCACGGGGAGAUUUUAACAUGUUUAGUUUUGAGGUUUUUUUCUUCCUCAUUUAUCCCACUUCCCUACCCCCUGGCUUAAUCUAUGGAAGUUCAAAGUGCCAUUCUUGCUGUUUGAGGAAACAUGAUAGAACUGUUCAUCAUUUUUAUAAUGGCACGGUACUGAAUAGAAAUAGAAGGGAAAAGAAAGGCAUUGUAUUUUUUUUCCAACCGAAACCACUCAAGAAAUGUAGUUUUUUAAAUAUAAAAUCAUGCUACUGCAUCCUAUCUCUCAAAUCUGCUUAUAAAAUGCUGAAUAGGCUUUGUAACUGCAGUAACAAUCUUCAAAACAGACAAAAUGUAACAGAUUCCAUUUUCUUAGUAGUAGUAAAGGAAUAUUGGCUUUCAGGUGCCAAAAUUGUUCUGCUUAAUAACUGAAAAUUGAAAGACCCUAAUCCCUUAAAACUCAGUAUCCACUUAAAAUUUUUACCAGAAACAAAGUGCCAAAACCAUGAACCAUUCUCUAAUGAAUGGUACCAGCUUCCAUUUUGGAAGUUUCUUCAAAAUGGUUUUGCAUUGUUAGGACAACCUUGCACAGAAAUCGGAAAGUUAGAAAUACCACUUUUAAAAGAAAUGGAUGCUGUAUAGAAUAAACUGAGUUUAUAUCCUAUGUAGUGCAUUAUUUUAAAAUCUUAUUUAUUUAGAGGCAGCAAUUGUAGCGAAUGACAUUUCCCAGUUGUAACAGCUUACUUACUGAACUUAGCUCCAGUUUGCUAAAGACUAAAUUGGUACUUGAAACACAACACUGAUAGCUCCAGAAGGCCAGUGAAAAACAGAAUCCACAGAGUAAUUUAUCAUAUCCUUGGAGGCUGCUUCAGAUGAUACAUGAAGGCCUGAUACAGCUUUCAGAUUGAAUUUCCCUGUUGUUUCAAAAAGCAGAAAAUAUAAACCUUUCCAAAGGUGAAUUCCGAUUCUCAGAUAGCCAUUUUUGUCUUACUGUGUGCUUUCAUCACUGGAUUUCUUUGCUAGAUAAUGCUAUGCAGUUAUCACAGAACUAAAUGGUUGUUCCUUUGACCUCAGGUUUUGGCACAAUUUUAAGUUUCUGUACAUUCUGCAAAUUGUCUAGACUGCUUUAUAUGUGACAGAAUGUUAUUUGUGCUUAUCAUACUGACUUUCCAGACUAUGUUUAAUUUUCCAUACAUAAUACUUUUACAGUUAAGCUGGAAAAAGCUUUAUGUUGUAAUUUUAUGUGAUUUGAGACAGAAAAGGAAGUUAGGAAGACAAGGAGACACGGUUCAACAAGAAACCAUAAAUAAUCUUGUAAGUAAAACUGGUAUUCACAGAAA
This is a messenger RNA of Haemorhous mexicanus (house finch), 4230 nucleotides long. It is a transcript of the gene SLC16A3, whose product is annotated as solute carrier family 16 member 3. Bases 523 to 1944 code for a protein of 473 amino acids. Gene Ontology annotation, cellular component: membrane. The transcript is spliced from 6 exons. The record is from RefSeq and is a predicted model, not a curated record. Gene Ontology annotation, biological process: monocarboxylic acid transport; transmembrane transport. Gene Ontology annotation, molecular function: monocarboxylic acid transmembrane transporter activity. Lineage: Eukaryota; Metazoa; Chordata; Aves; Passeriformes; Fringillidae.